Molecule: messenger RNA, 1980 nt
Organism: Durusdinium trenchii
Lineage: Eukaryota; Dinophyceae; Suessiales; Symbiodiniaceae
Source: the annotation of a GenBank genome assembly
AUGACGGUGCCGCCCUGCACUUGGAUCUUCGCCGAGGAUCCCGUGCAGAAUGACGAAUUCCAGGGCCACUGGGGAAAUCCCUUGAGCGCUUACGCCAACGACCGGAACGCGAUGCCCAACGGCUUCCGACAUCAUUUAAUGAUCCGCCGCCUGGCGCUGCGCGUCGACGGCAAGUCCGGCGAGUCCGGCGAGUCACGCGUCCCGUGGCCGCCGUCGCGGGUCCGCGUGGCGUUGCGCCAGGAGAACGGCCGGGUUUGGCCCUGGGCAUGGCCGUCCGAAGGGCUGCAGGUGCGGCUGACGCUCCGUGCCGAGGAGGAAGUCUUGCAUGAAGAGGUGGUGUGCUUGACCUUCGAUUGCCCUGUGGCGGCCACGCAGAUGAGCACCGCACCUGGGAGGUCCUGCGUGACGCUCGUCGCGGAGUCCCUGGGACGCCAGCAGAUCCUCAGCGCUUACGCUGAGCGGCUCGGAGAGUCCCAGAUGCCUUGGAGGUAUGGGCUUUUGUUUCCAUUGCCCUACCAGCUGCACGAAGCCAGUCGAUUGGACAUCUCCAGGCAUGUGCUGCGCAGUGGCACGCCCGGCGACCAGUGCGCACCCUGGGGGCGUCCUGCGCUACGGCUGCCGAUCGCAGUGCCUGCGCAGUCCGAGCGUGAUGAGAUUGAGUUCCACGACCCUCAUUGUUGGGCCUCCACAGGCGCUGAUGUCUGGGAUCCGGGACUCGUUUUGGCCUCGGCGCUGCCGCAGCUCCUGGCGCCCACGACGAGGCUGAGUGUGCUGGAACUGGGCGCUGGCCUCGCUGUUUGUGGCUUCGUCGCUGCCUUGCUGGGCCACGAUUGUAUCUCCAGCGAUGCAGAGGACACGAUUGCAUCCACCGAAGCCGCUGCUCGCUGCAACGAACACCUCUUGCAUGGAACGCAGUGGCGCGCCGAGGUCAUCGAUUGGGACUCUCCGCCGCCUUGGGUUCUGGAGAGGUCGUGGGAUGUGGUGCUGGGCGGCGAUUUGGGUUGGUCUGCCGCGCGGGAGUUCACCUUAGUGCGCGGCCUCGAUCAAAUGCUGCAGAACUGCUUGCUGCGGCUUUUGUCUCAGCUUCACUUUACCGAGUUCCUCCUGGCCGAGCGUGAGCGAGACCUCGAGGCCACGGAGGACUUCUUCGAAGCGCUGGACUGUUCGGGCUUCGUGGCUCACCGCUUGCCGGUGCCCAAGGGGCCCCACUCGAAGCCCCUCACGGAGGCGCUGGAUAUUACGUUGUGGAGCGUGCGCCACCGGUGUUUGAUCGAUGAUUGUGCGCCGGAUCCCGCCUCUCUUCUCGCGCACUUUCUCGCGGAGCACCCUUGGCUCUGUGACGCGCAUUGGCUUGGCCCCGCGGGUUUGCUGGAGCAGUUGGCUUCGAGGUUUCCGUCCGAAGGCCGCCGACCUCUCCACGCCCUGGAGGACCUCGACCGCGCCGGCACCGCGCUGACGUCGACGCCUGGGCUCCUACUGCUGAACGUUGGCCUGGUGGAGGUGUCGUUCGUGAAGUCCUUGGCCUUGCGGCGCAAGCACUUCCGCACCAGGCUUUUGAUGGCACACCACGAUGCAGAGCUGCAGACCACGAACGAGUUCUUCGAAGAGGUCAUCAGGCAGGGCUUCUCGUUCCACGUUCUCGCCCGACACCAGCAGAACCUCCGCCUCGGGAUCUAUGCCAUCGAUUGGAACGAGCCGAAGCUUCACGUCUCUUCCUUUCAGGGAUGCAGCUCUGUUUGUGUGGACUUCCCCUCCACCUUGACACCAGCCAUGUCCGCCGCGCCCCAAAGCGCCGCGCCCGGCGACGUCUUCGUGUCGGAGGGCGAGCUCCGCUGCGCCUGGGAUCAGGUGGGUUGGCGAACGCAGCUGAAACUGCCACAGGUUAUCUUACCUGACAAGGCCACCUGCCGCUGGCGCCCCCGCCGUCGGCGACUGGAGCUCCUGCUGUUGGAAGCCAGUGGAGGGCUGGACUCUGCUUGA